Messenger RNA from Chlorella variabilis, 1674 nucleotides. RefSeq lists its product as hypothetical. Lineage: Eukaryota; Viridiplantae; Chlorophyta; Trebouxiophyceae; Chlorellales; Chlorellaceae. The coding region runs from base 1 to 1674 and encodes 557 amino acids. Gene Ontology annotation, molecular function: beta-glucosidase activity. The transcript has 12 exons. Gene Ontology annotation, biological process: carbohydrate metabolic process. The record is from RefSeq and is a predicted model, not a curated record.
AUGGGCUGGGGGCCGCUGGUUGCGGCGAUCCUGCUGUGCCUGUCGUCGUCCACCAGAGCGCAAACAGUGGAAUGCACAGUCACAGAGCUUGACGGCUCCACCAGCACCUUGCGCCCCGGCCCGUUUGUGCCCCCGGCGGGGGCUGCCUCCGCUGCCGCCCCUGCGCCGCGGGGCGCCUGCCCCAACCCUCUGGCCGUGCCCGCCGCAUCCAAGGCGCCCUUCUUCUUGGGCUCAGCCACCGCCGCCUACCAAGUGGAGGGCGCCGCCGCCGAGGGCGGGCGCGGGCCCAGCAUAUGGGACACCUUCUCACACCUGCCGGGCAAGACGCACGAAGGCGACACAGGCGACCGCGCCGACGACUUCUACCACCGCUGGGCCAACGACAUUGCGCUGAUGCGCAGCCUGGGCCUGCGCAACUUCCGCCUCAGCCUCUCCUGGACCCGCCUCUUCCCAAACGGCACCGUCGGCGACCUCAACCCGGAGGGCGUGGCGUUUUACGACGGCCUGUUCGACGCGCUGCGGGCGGCGUGCAUCGAGCCGUGGGUCACGCUGUACCACUGGGACCUGCCGCAGGCGCUGCAGGACGAGUACGGGGGCUGGGUGGACGAGCGCAUCGUGGAGGACUUUGCCGCCUAUGCGCAGGCCGCAUUCGACCUGUUUGGCGACCGUGUGAAGUACUGGUUCACGCUGAAUGAGCCGGAAACGUUCUGCCCGCUGGGCUACGAGACAGGCACCUUUGCCCCCGGGCGCUGCUCCGACCGCACCCGGUGCCUGGAGGGCAACAGCAGCACCGAGCCGCACCUGUGUGCCUACCAUGCCGUGCUGGCGCAUGCGGCGGCCGUCAGCGCCUUCAGGCAAGGUUUUUGCCGCAGCUGCGGGCAGGCGUGCUCGCUUGAGGCGUGUUCGCUUGAGUGUGCAGGGGAGUCUGUGCCUGGAGGCCAGAUCGGGAUGACCAACGCGAUUGGCUGGGCAGCACCCUACACGGGCAGCGCCGAGGACGUGGCGGCGGCGGAGCGGCAGCAGUCCUUCACCGGAGCCUGGUUCCUGGACCCCCUGUACCGCGGCGACUGGCCCGCCGAGCGCAAGGCCGUGUACGGGGACCUGCUGCCCUCCUUCACUCCCGAGCAGCGCCGGUUCAUCCUGGACAACCCGCAAGACUUCAUCGCCCUGCAGCACUACACCGGCAACUAUGUGUACCAGAACGCCACCAACCCGCCCCUGCUCCUCAGCAGCACCACCAAGAGCUCAGACGGCUACCAGCUGCCGCAGGCAGACAGUCCCUGGCUGUUUGUCUUCCCAAAGGCGCUGAGGUCGCUGCUGGGGUGGCUCCACCGCCGCUACGGGGCUCCCAUCAUCAUUACUGAGAACGGAGUCAGCGCCCCAGGGGAGGCCAGCAAGCCGGUGCUGGAGGUGCUGUGCGACCAGUUCCGGCUCAGCUACUUCCAGCAGUACAUCUCCAACGCCACGGCCGCCAAGCGUGACGACGGCGUGGACCUGCGGGGAUACUUUGCUUGGUCCCUGCUGGAUAACUUCGAGUGGGCCGACGGCUACAGCAAGCGCUUCGGCAUCACCUAUGUCGACUUUGACAGCCUGGCGCGAUACUACAAGGCUUCCGCCAUGUGGCUGUCCUCCUGGUUCGGCAUGGGUGCCGUCACGUCCGCGGCCGGCGCCUGA